CUGCGUACAUUACUCGUGCAAAACUCGUGCUUUAUACAUUUUACGUGUGGUCACUGUUACUACUGGUAUGCCUCUCGACUUCGUCCUUCUGCUUCUGCUGGCGCUCCUCCUGAGGACGCGGGCGAUGCCGGUCGAUUUCGACGACAAAGUCAAAUUCGAAAACGCGCCCGAAAUCGAGAAGAAUUUGGUCGACUAUUUAAAUUGGUAUUACGACACGUACAUGGUCGCCGGCGCCAACCACGAGGUCCAGGAGAACGGCGUCGAAAACGAAGACAUCUACGAGAAAAUGCAGUCGGAUCAGGCGCCUCCCGCAGAUUUCGGACAGCUGAACAAGCCCAUGUACGUCAAUCUGUCAUCGAUUGUCAACCUCACAUCCGAAAAUCAGUCGGACGAGUACCAUCGAAUUAUGCGGAACAGACGCGAGGGUAAAACGGAUGACAGAACGAAGGAUGCGUGGAUACAGAUUUUGAAGAACAACAUCUUGAGACACGUGGGCCGGACGAACAGCUCCACGUCGAAGCCGCCCAAUGGAUUCGAUGUGCCCGGCCUGAACAUGUCGAAAAUUAUUCCCGAUCUUCUUCCAUUGCCCGACGACUCGGUCGACGAUGUCACUGAGAAGAUUCGAAGCUACUACCCUUCAUGUGAACUGCCCAAGAACACCGACCAAGAUCUGUGGAAGGACGAGAACACCAUGAAUUUGUACUUUAACGUGGAGCAUCCAGACUCCAGCAGCAUUAACGUGGCGACGGCCACCUUGCGCUUGUACAGAGUGCCUGCGGGCAACGUGACCAGCACCACAACGGACAGCUGCGAGAAUUCGACCGGAAGCGAAGAGCAGCUCAUGAGAAUCUCGAUUUAUUGGUACACAAAAUCGCUGAAGCGGCAACGUGUAAAAAGGCGCCUUUCCGAUAGUAAAGUGAUCGCCCAAAGCGCCAAGUGGGUGGAAUUGAGCGUGCUCCCAGCGACCAAAGCGUGGAUGAAAGGGAAAAACUUGGGACUGGCCAUCCUAGUCGAAGACCAAGAGGGUGCAGUUCUCAAGGCUGACAAAUACUUCAAGGGCGCAUCUUGCAUGGUUGGCACGUCAACCCCAAAGCCUAUACCAACAGUCAUCGUCGACGCAGCAAGAUGGGCAAAUGAAUUGGAACGCAUUAAUGGCAGCCCUGGACGAAAUACAACAACAGCCUUCUUUAACCACCUAUCACUGCUCCCAACCGUAGACAUCUGCACGCUCGAGUUCCCCCAAAAUUCCACGCACGAUACCGCCGCGAACUACAAGGGGAACGUCUGCGACCUAAAGCGAGUGCACCAGAAGCCGGUGAACGCCGACGCGCCCGGCGCCCUCCCGACCAGUCGCCACAUACGGCACCAAAAGCACAACAUGGAUCCCAGAUCGAGAAUGGUCGGCCAGAGGUUGGUACUGACCAGCGAGGAGAUGAGAAACCUGAACGCGCACCUCGCGAACUCCACCUAUCCGAGCAUCCAAAGAUAACUCGCCCCCGAGCACACACCUAAUCAUUUUUUGUUGUACAAGAAGACAAGACUGCAAUUUUACUUAAAGACACACUAAGUGCGACUGUGGAUGGAUGUGAUUGUGUUAAGCAAUCAUUUUAAUUGUACUUAACUCGUCGGUAAUUUAAUUAUUUAUAUUUUGUAAUAUUAGCUAGCUUUAAUUUCACGAAGAUACCUCGUAUCUUAAUGCUAUGUGUAAAUAUUGUAUAGUUAGGAUUUAUUUAAUAAAUGUAUUUUCUAACA
Messenger RNA from Photinus pyralis (common eastern firefly), 1752 nucleotides. RefSeq lists its product as uncharacterized. The record is from RefSeq and is a predicted model, not a curated record. Bases 68 to 1489 code for a protein of 473 amino acids. The transcript is spliced from 7 exons. Lineage: Eukaryota; Metazoa; Arthropoda; Insecta; Coleoptera; Lampyridae.